GUCCAAGGUGGCCUCAAGGGAGGACUUCUGCACACAGCUCCCUCCUCAGAACACGAGGUUCCCGAUUCUGCCACCUUGCCAUGAGGCUUCUAGUGCUUUCCAGCCUGCUCUGCAUCCUGCUUCUCUGCUUCUCCGUCUCCUCCGCAGAAGGGAGAAGGCGUCCUGCCAAGCCCUGGAGAGCCAGGCCCUGCUGCCAGCGAGUUCCGAGCCACAACCUGGCAGCCCUGAAAGGACACCUCCCAGGACACCGUGCAAGGCUCUGCAGACUGUGCAAGCUCAACCCAGGGACCAGCUCUUGGGUGGUGCCUGGGGCACUCCCGCAGGUUUAGCGCUCCCGAAGCCAGUCGCUGGACAGAGGACACCCUCAUGCCCAGUGCCUGAGCCACCCAGCAGCCUCCAGUUGCCCCUUUCAACUUUCAGGGCAAUGAGCUGCGAUGUUGGAGGGCUUCAUCACGGGCACAGGGGCCCUGGGAAGGUUCUAGGACUCCUGGUCCCAGUCCCCAGUCUCUGGUAGUUGAGGAUUCCACCAUGACCUGUGGCAGCUACCAAUCCAGAGAUACCCUUGCCCGCUGGAGUGCAGGGUGGCCAGCCAAGCCUGCAGAGUCUCGGUCGUCCUCAGAUCCAUGUGACCUCCUGGCAUUUAACCACCCAGCAUGCAAUGGCCCAUGAGGGACUCCCAUCCUGACUUCCUGACAUGAGUCUGCAGGAAAGAACAUCCAAUCCAAACACACAAAUGAUAAAUAAAUAAUCCAACAAAA
Molecule: messenger RNA, 758 nt
Organism: Lemur catta (Ring-tailed lemur)
Lineage: Eukaryota; Metazoa; Chordata; Mammalia; Primates; Lemuridae
Gene: GPR15LG
Product: chromosome 14 C10orf99 homolog
Exons: 3
Coding region: 81-329 (82 amino acids)
Molecular function (GO): G protein-coupled receptor binding
Source: RefSeq, a predicted model, not a curated record